AUGAUCUGCCUGGUCGCGCUCUCCAUAUCCCUUGUCGGCGGCGGCCGCGCGUGGCAGAAGAGGUUAACGACGCCGUACUCGCGCGCGCCUGACUGCACCGCGCAGCUCGACGCGUCCAAGCUGGCCGCGAUCGAGGAGCUCGUUGCUCAGCGGCUUGCCGCAAAGCUUCGGCGAGAUUUCGCCGAGUCGGACGCGCUGCUGCAGCGGCUCCUCGACAGCGGCGUCCGCGUCACCGACGACCACCGGCUGUGGCGCUCGGACGAUCGGCCGUUCGUCGUGCCGUACCGUCAGGAGGGCGGCGGGAUCCCGCGCCUUGGCACGGGAGGGACGACGCGGAUCGAGGCGCUCGUGCUCGAGCGUGACCUAUUCACAGCAGCGGGUGUGAAGAGACGCUGUUCACAGCAGGCGCUCGUGCUCGAGCGUGGCGCCGCAAAGGCGUCCGGCGGGGCGCGGCCUCGCUUUGAACGGUCUGCACCGCCUUCGUAA
Emiliania huxleyi CCMP1516 is the source of this 486-nucleotide messenger RNA. RefSeq lists its product as hypothetical. The coding region runs from base 1 to 486 and encodes 161 amino acids. Lineage: Eukaryota; Haptophyta; Isochrysidales; Noelaerhabdaceae. The transcript has 2 exons. The record is from RefSeq and is a predicted model, not a curated record. Gene Ontology annotation, molecular function: aminoacyl-tRNA ligase activity; ATP binding. Gene Ontology annotation, biological process: tRNA aminoacylation for protein translation.